This is a messenger RNA of Pezoporus occidentalis (night parrot), 4883 nucleotides long. It is a transcript of the gene FBLN2, whose product is annotated as fibulin 2. The transcript has 18 exons. Lineage: Eukaryota; Metazoa; Chordata; Aves; Psittaciformes; Psittacidae. The record is from RefSeq and is a predicted model, not a curated record. Gene Ontology annotation, molecular function: calcium ion binding. Bases 525 to 4301 code for a protein of 1258 amino acids. Gene Ontology annotation, cellular component: extracellular region.
CUUUCUGAUGGUUAUAAAACUAAGGGGCCACAUUUUUCAUUCUCUCGGGCAUUACUAAGGGCUAUAGGGAUAUUCCUAAAUAGUUUACAUCUGUGCUCUGAGUCUGGAAGAAAACACCGAGCUAGAUUUCAGGAGAGAAAGAAACUGGAGACAGCUGCGAAAGGGGCGUUGCUGCUGUCUGCUCUAUGACUGUGUGGGUCAUCUAUUCCCUUCAGUAGUAACAGAAGAAGCACAUCCAAAGCAAUAGUGAGCUGGCCUUUGAGUAUGAACUAACCAGGGCUACACAGUAUUACAUAUAGCCUUGUUACUUUCCUAUGCAACAGCAUCCAUAAAUUCAGCAAAGAAGUAUGUGGAUGCCUAUUGCAUGGACCAAGCUCCAAAGCUGCAGUGGAAAAAAAGAAAAGGAAACUUUGCAGUUGGAUUUUCCAGAGCAGGAUCUAUGAGACAAGGUAAUUCAGGAAAACACUGCAGAUUCGGAGCUAAAUCUACAGCCUUCUAGGAAAAAAAAAAACCGAAAACAUUAAAUGUGCAAGUUUGGAUUGGAGCUGUGUUUGUUUCUGAAGACUAUGGAUAGGUAUCAAAGCUGGCAGCAGAACUGUUUGAAUGCCUUCCUUCUUGUGCUGCUAUGGAGCAGCAUUUCCCAUGCCCAGAGAGACUGCACGGGUGCGGAGUGCCAGCCCCUGGACAACUGCAUCGAGGAUGUGCUGGAGCCCGGCGAGUGCUGUGCCACAUGCCUGCAGCAUGGCUGCACAUGUGAAGGCUACCAGUACUACGACUGUGUCAACGUGGGCUUCAUCAACGGCAAGGUACCUGAGGGGCAGUCUUACUUUGUGGACUUUGGAAGUACUGAGUGCUCAUGCCCCAAGGGAGGAGGCAAGAUCAGCUGCCAGUUCAUGCUGUGCCCAGAGCUGCCCCCCAACUGCAUCGAUGCGGUGGUGCCAGCAGAUGGGUGUCCUCAAUGUGGGAGAAUAGGCUGCCUCCACGAGGGUCAGAAGUAUGUAGCGGGGCACACCUUCCACAUGCCCCCCUGCAAGGUUUGCCAUUGCCCGAACGCUGGUGGUGAGCUGAUGUGCUACCAGCUUCCAGACUGUAACACAUUUGCCCUGAACACUGCAAGUCCAAUAGAUGCUGAAGACAGCGAGCCCGAGAGGCACUAUGACGAUCCAUACAGCUAUGACCAGGAGGCACCAGAAGGAGACAACACCCAGGUGGAGUCUCCAAAAAAAUACAGGAGUUACUCGUCCCACCUAGAGCAAGAGAGCAUCAGCCAGGAGCAGAGUGAGGAUUAUGACUACCUACCAGCUAGCAUUGCUCCUUCAGCUUUGGCUCCGGGUGAGCCAGACUCCGAGGAACUGGCUGCGCUGCUCACCACACCAGUGCCCAGGGCCCCCUCUGAAGUUCGAAGUGCCACAGAGAGAAGUGAGCGAAAAAGGGUGCCCCGCACCACUGCAGCAUCGCUCCAGCAACUGACACAUAAGGGAACACCAGUAACCACCAGUGCUCCUCCAGGGCACACAAGAGCCACCACUGAGACACCCAAGCACAUGGAGGAAUUGGAGAGGAAACCAAAGGGAAAACAAGGAGACAAAGAGAAGCAAGAUCAGGAAAGAGCCCCACACUCUAAAAUGAAAAAGCAUGCCAGAAAAGACGACCUAGGGAACAGCCUGUAUCUAGGCUUGAAAGAGGUGAAUUUGACAGAGCCGAGUGCAUCAAAAUCUUCCCAUGAAACACAGGAGGGAAAUGAUUUCCCCAAGGUAAAGUUCAGUGCCACAACCUCUCCUCCUGUUGCUCUAAAGGAAGACCGUAGUCAGUCAUCCCAAAAGCAGUCACAGACGCUUUAUCGUUACCAUCCUGAGGAGCAUGGGGACCCCAACUCUAUUCACGCUAACCCCAGGUUGCCAGAAGGUUCCGCAAAGGAAUUGAUUGAGAGCUGCUGUGGAGCUGGCCAGCAGUGGGCUAUAGACAACGGGGAGUGCACAGAAAUCCCUGUCAGUGGAAUGGAUGGUGACAUUUGCAGAAUUGCUCAGAAGCAGUGCUGCAUCUCCACCGUGAAGGAGAACAGCUGCCUGGCCGGCAUGAUUGCUGCGAAGGAAGGAGAUGUGUGUGGGCCAGAGGAAGGAGAUCCCUGUGGAGGAUCAGCAUAUAAGCAAUGCUGUGACUGUUGUAAUCUGGGCCUGCGAUUGAGGAGUGAGGGGAAAUCCUGUGAGUCCAGCAUCAAUCUGGGCUAUCCCUGCAGCCAUGUGAUGCUGUCCUGCUGUGAAGGGGGAGACCACUUCAUCCAUCCAGAAAUAAAAAGGCAACCUGAACCUCUGCCAACAGUGACACCUGAGAAAGUUUCAGAGACAGAAGAUCACAAUGAAGCUUUGUCCAUCAAUAAUGAAGCUGAGCUGUCAAAUAAUCUGCCUGGAGAUGACCUGGAUGAAUGUCUUAUCUAUGGUGGGGAGCUCUGUCAGCAUUUGUGUAUAAACACGGUGGGGUCCUACAAGUGCUCGUGUUUUCCAGAAUUCACUUUGCAAGAGGAUGGGACCAGCUGCUCUCCAGAUCCUGACAGAGGACAGGUGACAAGGCUGGAAGCAGAAGCCACCAUCCCUCCGGUAGCCUCUCCUUCUCAGCCUCUUCGCAUCAUGUCUUUAGAAGAAGAGCAGGAUAAGUGUAAAGAUAAUGGUCCCUGCAAACACAUCUGCAAUGUUGUGGAAGGAAAUGUUGUGUGCUCUUGUUUGUCUGGAUAUACACUCAUGGCUGAUGGGAUUUCUUGUGAAGAUUUGGAUGAGUGCCUCACAGGUGCUCACGCUUGUUCCAGAGGACAAUUAUGUGUGAACACAUUGGGAUCAUUCUACUGUGUCAACCACAGAGUGAUCUGUGCAGAGGGCUUUAUACUCAACAGACAUAGAAAAUGUGUUGACAUCAACGAAUGUGUGACAGACACACACACCUGCCAGCGGAGAGAGCACUGCCUCAACACAGUGGGAUCAUUCAAGUGUCUCCAGGAACUGAGCUGUCAGCCAGGUUAUGAACUGAAGGAUGGAGAAUGUGUUGAUAUUGAUGAGUGCAAGAGGGGAACUCACAGUUGCAAGGUAAACUUCGUUUGUCAGAAUACAGAAGGAUCAUUCUACUGUGAGUCAAAGCAACGCUGCAUGGAUGGAUUUUUACAAGACCCUGAGGGAAACUGCGUGGAUAUUAAUGAAUGCACAUCUCUCCCUGAGCCAUGUAAACCAGGAUUCAACUGCAUCAAUACCGUUGGGUCGUACACCUGCCAAAGGAACAUGCUGACAUGCAGCAGAGGCUACCACUCCAACGAGGAGGGAACGCGGUGCAUCGAUGUGGAUGAAUGUCAAACUGGUGUGCAUCGUUGUGGCGAAGGGCAGAUUUGUCAUAACCUUCCUGGGUCUUACCGCUGUGACUGCAAGAUGGGGUAUCAGUACGAUGCCUUCAGCAGGAGCUGUAUUGAUAUAAAUGAGUGCUGGAACUACCCUGGACGCCUGUGUCAGCACACGUGUGAGAACACCCCUGGGUCCUACCACUGCACUUGUUCUUCUGGUUUCCGCCUGUCCUAUGAUGAGAAGCACUGUGAAGAUGUGAAUGAAUGUGAUACUAGUCCUUGCAGCCAGGAGUGUGCCAAUGUUUAUGGUUCCUAUCAGUGUUACUGCAGGCAAGGUUUCCAGCUAGCAGAAGAUGGGCAUUCUUGCAAAGAUAUUGACGAGUGCACACAGAGUGCAGGCAUUCUUUGUACUUUCCGCUGCGUGAAUGUUCCUGGUAGUUAUCAGUGUGCUUGUCCUGAGCAGGGAUACACCAUGGCAGCCAAUGGAAGAACCUGUCGAGAUGUCGAUGAAUGUGCAAUAGGAACCCACAACUGCUCAGCUGCAGAGACUUGCUAUAACAUCCAGGGUAGCUUCCGCUGCCUGUCCUUCGAGUGCCCUUCCAACUACAGAAAAGUGUCUGACAUGAGGUGUGAACGAAUCAGUUGUUUUAACUAUCUGGACUGCCAGAACACCCCAGUGCGCAUCACCUACUACCAGCUGAACUUCCAAACCAACAUCGUGGUCCCAGCUCACAUUUUCCGUAUUGGACCAUCGCCUGCCUAUGCUGGAGACAACAUAAUCCUUACUAUUAUCAAGGGAAAUGAAGAAAACUACUUCAGCACUCGAAGGCUGAACUCGUACACGGGCAUUGUCUAUCUUCAGCGACAAGUGAAGGAGCCUAAAGACUUUUUGCUGGAUGUGGAAAUGAAACUGUGGCGUCAGGGAACAUACACCACUUUUCUUGCCAAAAUUUACAUUUUCAUCACAGCUCAUGCGUACUGAAGCAUGUAUUGACAUUGGAUUUUAUUGGUGCUAUGCUCUUUAGCUCUUCUACCAAAGCUUAAUCCUGUUGAACUGGCAUUUCAUGUAUUUAGCCUUUAUAUUAUUUUUCUAUCAUUGCUUUAAACUUUUUUAUUGGUUGUGUAAAUUAAGUUAAUUUUUAUCUUUUGUGUUUUGUUUUCUUAAGCAAUUCUUUACAUCAUCGUUUGACAAGGAACGAAGGAAGGGUUACAGAGGCAGCACGUACAUUGUGUUCAAUGCUGGAACCUUUUCUUAGCAAUGACUUUUAGGUUUAGUCACAUCUGCAGGGUAUUGCACUAGAGAGGAAAGAUGUUCACUUGGGAGUAUUGGGUUUUGCCACUAAGGAAAAAAACCUUGAGCAAUUUCUCUUUAUGACACCAGCUUAUAUCUUGGCCUAGCCACGGGAUUCACUGAGGUUUCUCUGUGUUGGGAUGCUGUUGGCAGCCAUACGUGUACACUGAUAGUUGGCUCAUCUCAUGUUACCAGUCUAUUUUCCUCCUUCCAACUUUCAUACUAUGUUGCCUAAAGUAUAUAUAAAUAAAAGAAACCUCCACCAGAGAAAAA